GAUGGCGCUCCGCCGAACAAUUGCCGAUCGCCAAGACAUCGCGACUCCCAAGAAGGGUGUAGAAAAUAGAAAGAAACAGGUUUAUUUUAAGUAAAUUAAAGAGAAGUUGAAAGGAAUGCGGUGUGUUAGUGCCCCAAAUUCGCGUCGGAGACUGUGAGGCAUGCAAAGUGUGGCGUGUGAAUGUGUGUUACCGAAAUUAUGUAUCGUUUACUCGUUUGAAAUAAUCGCUCUCGUUUGUUGCAAGUGUCAUCAACAAAACACCGAUUACAGCACUCAAAUCUCUUAAAAAAAUGAUCGAGCGCCACAAACCGGGCCCCACAUAGCCUCCACGAUGACCUCCCGGCCCGGAUCGGGCUCGAAGACCUCCACGGGACACCGAAGGGCCGAAUCCGGGGGUGGCCAUCACCGCCAUAGUUCGUCCGGAUCCGGCCAUCACCGCUCCGAUUCGGGACAAAGCUUCGAUUCGGAUUAUCAUCGCAAACACGGCCAUCAUCGUUCAAAAUCGGGUGUUAACGAACGCGAACGACUAGACUCGAACGGAUCGCAACUGUCGAACAAACUCGAAUUUCGGUCAGCUCAAGGCUUGCACGAUGGCCACUACCCCCGCCCCACCUCACUCUUCCCCCCGAAAUCCGACGCUUUAGGCCCUGACGCCCUGCAACCCGAACGAGAACCGAUCAGAUUCGACGUGAAUUUGGUGGGGGCACCCCCCGAAGUCGAGCAAUUGGUUAAUAARAUUAAACAAGUCGCCGAACAGUUUCUCUACCAUUGGAAGACCUURCCCAUAAUCCUUCCAAGUCCUGUCUCACAGUGUGAUUCUUUUCCGACUUCGAAUGUUUCAUCAGAUGGGAGUUUGGGGAGGUGUAAGACGAAGUAUCAUCUACGUGAUUUGUUCGUAGCGCCAUCUUUUGAUGAACUUGAUGCCGUCGCGGUCGAUGGGAAAGGUGAGCCGAGGAGGUUGACCGGAAAACAAUUGGAGUAUAUAAGGGAGAGAGGCUUGCACAAGGAUAAGUUCGGAAAGCCAAAACGUCUAAACCUGCAACAACUUGAAUCAAUUAGGCGCCAGGGCGAAUUUGAGGUAGAAUCAUUGAAUUUUCCCGGACAACAACACCGAUGGAAACUCUCACAACUUCUACAGAAAGGCACCGAGAAAAGUCGCGAUUCCCUCCUCAACGAUCUCGCUCUAGCUCUCCGAUUUAUUUUUAUAACGGCGAAAGGACGACUCGUCUCGCAUUUCUUCAGUGUUUCGGAAGCAAUCAAAGCUCUCUUAGCCGGACUUUUGCGAAUUGUUGAUCUCGUCUUCGGCAUACCAAGUCUACAAGCUCACAAUCUAGAUGCCAAAAUUAGGGAGGAGAGGACCAAGUAUCUGGUCGCCGAAUUGGUGUGUCGACCGGAAAAUGAGGAGUCUCUGGAACACCUGUGUUCCUACAUUCGUAAGCAACUCCGUCGUGCCGCCACCGAGAAAUUCGAAGUGACGAAAGAGUGUUCCCAGCCGCCCGUCGCCGUUCCUUACAGAUUUCUUACUCCUUCAGGUUCUGAACUCGACUUGAGAUUAUGGGAGAGAAGUCUGAUGCGACGUGCAUUGCCUACUCUCGUUGCAAUUUUGGAAAGGGAGACGCGAGGCUGGUUUUUACAUUUUAGAGAAAGACUGAUUGCCGAGUUGCGAGCUCAAAAAAUGCCUGAUGAAGAUAUUGAAAGGGAAGUGAAUGAUGCUGUUAUGAAAGAAUAUUUGCAGAGGGUUUAUAACAGUAUCCUGUCGCAUCCCGAUAUUAUAAGUUUAGGAGAAGGGAUUGCUCAACUUUUAGUACAACAAGCCCAAAGUGUUGUUUUAAUGCAUAGGGCUGUCGAGAAUGUUCAACACCGUCUUUCAAAAUCUCAGGAAGAAAUCAAAAAUCGCCUCUGUAGCAGCCACCCUGUUCUCUCCCGUAUUGACCCUUGGCUACGUUCCCGUUUACGUUCAGCUGAAGUGAAAUUCAGUCUCGAGAACCAAUGGAGUGGCCAUGAGGAAGCCCUCGCCUUAUGCAACGCGAAACGUCUACACCAAACCGUUUAUUUCCUCAACCGCGACCUCGCAUUUAUGAGAGAACGAGAACCGGCCCUUUUACGUGAACUACGAAAAGUCAAAACUCCAACCCGAUCGUUUCUAUGGCCGACUCAAAUCUGGCUACCCACCAAUUGGAUUGUACGGAGAAAUUUCCAAGGCCAAUCAGAAAUCGUCCCUACUGUCCUCAGUAAACAAGCGACAAGCAUCACAACACCUAGAUCUGACCCCAGCCAGCCUGUUUUCCUCGUCGAGAAAGAGAUAGUGAGGACGACGACCACCAGAUGGCCUCUGUGGCGCAUUUUCAAUUAUUUCCAUCGGACGUGGUGUUGGACUUGGAACGCGAUGUUUUUCUUCGGGAUUGUGUUACCGUGGUGUAGUCCUGUAGGACUUCGAGCCCUCUUUUGUCUCGAGCCGUUUAUGCCCGAUUUAGAGUUGUCCCAAGUCAAUGGGACGCUCUUUCCGCGUAAAAGCAGUCUCACUGAGACUUUGUGUUCGCGUUUGAUCAGUCUCUGGCGACAUAUUUCCAAAUCGCGGACGCAUUUCGAGACUAAGCCCGAUACAGGCUUCAUAGGGAAAGGCUUCACGAGACAUUUGAACCGGAUUUGGAACUACUUUUUCAAGGGACUUUUCGGAACGAUUGUUCUAGUUGUGAUUUUUCCCGUCGUGUGUGUCGCUGUCAUCGGGGCGAGUAUUUUUGUUGCUUUGACGGCGGUUGUGUGGAUGCCGGUUUUGACGUUGGCGGUCCAAGUGAUCAAUGCGUUGAUUUAUGAUUUGGACUGUCCGGAACAGAAGAGGAAUAGGUUUUUUGUACUGUUGGAAGCCUUGAUUUGGAAAAUUGGACUUCAAGGGUGUGUGCAACCCAUCGUUGCACUUUUUGUUGCCGCGAUUGUGUGCCCCGUUAUUGCGUUGGUGAUCUUAGCAGGUGGCAUUGCUCGUUAUUGGUUGCGCCUGUUCUGGGACACCACAAUCUUCCACUUGAUAAUCAAAAAACGUGGCCGAAUCCCCGCCAGCGACAGCUUUGUGGUGAAACGAAUCGCAGGUCCGGGCUUAGCCUCCGACUACUACUUCCAAAUCAGUCCUGAACAGGCCCUUGCCGCUUUCGAAGCGAAAAUGGAGUGGGACGAGCUCGCCGCAUACCAAACAGUGGUGGAAAACACAAUCACCCAACCCCAACGUGACUUUAGCCACUUUGUUGAAGCUUGUUUUGGUAGUUUUUCGGCCCAAUUGGCCAAAAACGGUCCUUAUAAAAACCUAGAAAAGGAAGCCCAAGACCUGAUGACGGUCCUGCACGAGAAACUCGAACGGAGACGUCGAGACCUUCAAACUGGUCUCAGUGUCACUGUUAAAUCUAAAAUCAAAUUGGAAACGUCGGAAUUGAAAAUAGCCAUUCAACAGGGGGCGCUGAUGCUCGAGAGGUUUUACCCGAGUCACAUUUUACCGAAAUUGGGGUGCAAUGAGGACCAGUUUUGGGAUAAUAGGGCUUUGAGUCCGGGGGAUUGGGCGGGGUUGGCAGGACUGUUAUAUUCGGAACUUUUCAGUUUGGAUAUUUUAACGCCCUUGGAUCACACUGAUACGAGUUUUCGGUUGGAUCCACACCCCCAGGCUGACUUAUCGAGGUAUACGGAGAUGGUGCAGUGUGCGCAGUUGGGGGCCCGGGGGCCCGAUCUCCUAGGAAAUGUGUACACUCCGAGGGGGAAUAUUCAGGUGCAUUCACCGUAUUUGGAAGUCUCGGCGUUCAAUCCCAGAUCGAAGUUGGCCACAACGGUGAAAAAGUGUGAAAAGAAGGCGGAGUCUACAACGAUGUUAGGGUCGAUUAAAAGUGGCACUGGGACGGUUUGGACUCCUUGGAAGAAGCACACUAGACCGUUUUCGCCCGAUAAAAUGGUGAUUCCGUUACCGGUUCCACAUCCGGCGCAAAUCGCCGUCACGAUUUUCAAUCGGGAUUCGGAUGAUCCAAUCCCGUUGGAGUCAGAACUCUGUCAAAGUAUUUUGAGGGGGAUUGAGGAGAGUCAUAUUUCGCUAGAGGAGUCUGGUAUAAAUCGUUAUAAAGGUGGGGGCGACUCGUUUGAGACGAGUUCGAGUUCUGAGACUCUCGAGAGCCCCCAUAACGGUGUUGAAUCGAACCGUAACUCCACCGACGGUGUCUACCAGUGGACUUUAAACAACUGGGGUCAGCGUAAACGUAACAAUUCAGGUAGUGUUAAGGUCGACUUAGCCAGUCCCGAGGACGUCACUUUAGACAGCGACAGUACUCGGGUUGUUUUCAGUACGUACGGUACGACCGUUUGAGUCAUUUCAUUGUGAUUUUCCAAUUUGAUUGGUUGAGUAAUUUUAAGUUUCCGUGUGAUAUUUUUUAUGUUACGACAAGCAUCACUGGCAUUUCUCAUAUCAAUAAUGAUCGAGUGUAGUACAAGGGCGCAAAGUCUAUUUUUUCUACAAAAUUUCGUUCGUUUGAAAUUUACUCUUGAUUUGGUGGCGCUUUGUGUGAAUAAUAAAUAAAUCUAGGAUAAGAGCAAAUAUUUAGCUAGUAAUGCACGUAGUCAUUAAAUUUUUUAUUUGAGAAAUUGUCCAUUGCACUAGGAUUUGUAUAGACGGAUCGAAUUAGAGGCAAAAUUAGGAGUUUCGAAACAGCAUAGCAAUAACUUGCUAAUAAUUUCAUGUUUUUAUUCAAUUACUUUUAGAAACACUUGUCCAUAUUUCACAAAAUGGUAGCUUAUGACGUUCAAACGAAUUUUCCACUUAGUAUAGUAGAGCGGAACCGUUUUUAACUCGACAAUUUUUUUAUUUAAUAUUUUAUUUAUCGUGUACCUGUCAAUUACACAAACACUAUAUUACGUAACUCUCUCUAAGCGAUAUUUUAUUUUUAUGACGUUUUCCUAUGUGCAUAAAUUUGUAUUUUUUCCCAUGUCUAAUUGUACUUUUAUUGCUUGCUUGUGUUAAUUGUACUAUAUUUGUAAAGCUGACAUUUUGCUACGUUUGUGUUUACUCAGAAAUAUAAAGCUUUAAGACUGGA
This is a messenger RNA of Tribolium madens (black flour beetle), 5057 nucleotides long. RefSeq lists its product as uncharacterized. NCBI's taxonomy places the organism in Eukaryota, Metazoa, Arthropoda, Insecta, Coleoptera, Tenebrionidae. The record is from RefSeq and is a predicted model, not a curated record. The coding region runs from base 332 to 4333 and encodes 1333 amino acids. The transcript has 12 exons.